AUGCUCUGCAAGGAGGAAGCAGGGUUUAUCAAGAGUCUACGUGUGGUUCGUAAUAACGUCACCAACAGUAGACACGCCGACGGUCUUCCUGCUCGUCUUCUCGAACGUUACUCGAACCUCUACGUAGUUACGACGGAUCUGGAGACUGUGUUCAAGAACACGUCGCUUGAAGAUUUUUUCAUGUCCGGAUUAUGGCACAAGGGCACGCCUUGGCCGAUAAUACAGCUAAGUGACAUCUUGAGGGUCGCGCUGGUGUGGCGAUUCGGAGGCUUCUACACGGACAUCGACACGGUUUGCCUCAAGGACAUCUUUCCGCUGCAGAACUUUGUCAUCGGCGGCCAUUACCCCAGGAACCAAAUAGCAACGGAGCGUUUCACUUCCUGCACCACCAUCAGGUCAUGGAGGACUUAAUGACGAAGAUGAUCGAGGGAUAUAAACCAAGUCUGUGGGGAUCAAUGGGACCCUUCACGUGGACCAGAUACAUCAAGAAACUUUGCAAGAUACCAGACAUGCAGCACUUGUUUCCUGAUAACAGUUCGGAGCCCAUCAAGUGUGGCAACAUUUCCAUUCUCCCCGAAGAGUACCUACUGCCGUACCCAUGGUGGGAAUUUAAACAACUCUACGUACC
Messenger RNA from Penaeus monodon (black tiger shrimp), 628 nucleotides. Its product is annotated as lactosylceramide 4-alpha-galactosyltransferase-like. Lineage: Eukaryota; Metazoa; Arthropoda; Malacostraca; Decapoda; Penaeidae. Gene Ontology annotation, molecular function: hexosyltransferase activity. The record is from RefSeq and is a predicted model, not a curated record. The coding region runs from base 1 to 411 and encodes 136 amino acids. Gene Ontology annotation, biological process: glycosphingolipid biosynthetic process. The transcript is spliced from 4 exons.